CGUUGCAUAGAGUUCACAUCACAGCCACAAGCAAGCAUGUAGUCGAAGCUCCGUCAGUUUGACCCAACUCUUGCCGUCUUGGGGCAAAUUGUCAUGAUAUGGGCUUCGCAGCUCCCGACCAUUUCGGCUUGAAGGGCGUUGCGCUUGUGUUGCUGGUCGUCCCUGUCGUUCGCGCCUUUGCGGGGGGCACAGCGCACCGGGACUCGCAAACCAGGGUCCCCUCAUCGGGAUUGAGCAGGUCUGGCGCUGCUGGUGGCCCGAAGGAUCUGGGGGAGCCCCUGACAGCAGGAUGGGGGCUGGCGGGCGAGGGUCCGCAGCACACAGCCGCAGCAACGGAGCCCACACCAACACACCAGCAUCCAAAGCCUCUGCAAGGGAAGGACAGACCGGAGGGUGUGGCUGUGUCUCAGCAUGGGAUGCAAGGCCAGGCCGCAGCCGCCGACACAGUGGUAACGGAGACUGGCGACAUUGAUCCGAUGUCUUUAGAUGCGGAGCGCCGGCGGCGGCUGCGGCAGCAGCAGCAGCAACAGCUUGAUCAGCGGGAGCGCUGGGCUGAGGGGGCAGACCGCGGCAAAGGCGGCGAACCCGGGGGAGGCAGAGGCGGGAACGCAGGCGGCAGAACCGGGGGCGGUGGCAACGGAGGCGGCGGAGGCCGCGCAGACGUGUUCGCACAAGGGCAGGCGCAGGGCGGGGGCGGGGCCAGGGACAGGGGCGGGGGCGGGCCCUCGGUCGUUACAUCAACACGGCUGCGGUACGACUGGCGGCGAGUGGUGGCAGACCUGCAGCCCUUGCUCAUGGCGGCGCUGGGGCCCGAGGUCGCCUACUGGCGGCGCAAGCGGCUCACGUGUGCCGACCUGGCACACACGGCGGCGCAGCUGGCGGCCGCCGCACCAGACAACUUGCGCCUGGUGCUGCUGCGCAAUACGCCCGGGGACAACACAAACACCCACACAAACACAACUAGAGGCACUGGCACGACCCUGCCGGCCCUGUCCUGGCACUUCCUGAUGCCGCCCCUGGGCGCGGCGGCGGCGCCUGCAGCUGUGCGCCUGAACGCCAGCGGUCGUGUGCGGCAUGCCUGGCCGCCGCUGGAGCCGGCGCCGCUGGGGUCGUGCGACUUCUGCCACAAGCAGCUGUCGGUGCUGAGCAGGCGACUCAGUCGCUUCCUGGGCAAGGUCGCAGCGGCCAGUGGUGGCGGCGGUAGUGCCAGUGGUGGCGGCGGUAGCGGCAGGAGCAGCGACAGCAAAGCCGCCCCCGCCGCAGCACUGCCUGACAUGCUGUUUCUGGUGAACGCGGCAGACAACAUGCAGCGCUUCGGCCGCAGCAGCAGGGCGCCGCUGCUGUCACUCAUCAAAUGGUGGCCGUCGUACGAACUGCCCUGGUGGGCGCCCGCCGACACGCCCACCAGCCUGGGGCGCAAGGCGGGCGGUGGCACCAUCCAGCCGCCGCCGCCGCCGGAGGCUGUAGCCGCCGCCGCCUCAAGCAGCAGUGGUAGCAAUAGCAGCAAUAGCAGUAGCAGCCUGGCGGAUGCGGUAGCGGAGGCUGUAGCAGCCUUCUUGAGCCGCCCGGAGCUAGACGACCCCUUGAAACUGCCGGCGCUACAGAGCUGGCUGCGAGGCCACGUCGGCAAGAGUAUGGCCGGCGCCGCGGGCGCGGCGGUGGAGGCGGUGGAGGCGCUUCCUGGCGGCGGUGGCGCCGACGACGACGCUGCGGCAGCCGCGGCGGGCGCGGCGGCGGCGCAGUCCGGAGACAUGGCGGCGGCGGCUGUAGCGGAGCUGGACCGAAUGCGGCAGCGGGGUGAUAUGGAUCUAGAUCUGAUGCUACCCACUAUGGUGGUGGUGCCCCGCGCACUCCACUCCUACCCCUGGUCCGAGGCGAGCGACAAGGCCUUCUUCUCCGGCGCGCCCUUCUGCCCCCGCUACCAUGACGCCCACGGCGGCGACAUCUGCCUUAGGCCCUACCUUGCGGCCCUGGCGGCGCAGCACCCGCAGGACCUGGAGGUGCGCCUGACGGCGCCGUGGCAGGGGCCGCUGGGCGCGGCGCAGGGCCUGGGGCCGCCGGUGCACAUUGACGCGUCUCCGCCCACGCCGCUGCCGGACCACGCCCGCUGGCGCUACCUGCUGGCCGCUGACGGCUACACCGCCUCCAGCCGCCUGGGGGCGCUCCUGGCGGGCAGCAGCGCCGUGCUCAAGAGCAGGUCCCCCUACGUCGAGUGGUACUAUCGGCUGCUGACCCCGGGGGCGCACUACCUGGAGUACUGGACGGGGCGGCUGAACCGGGACGACGUGCUGAGGGCGCUGGCGGCGGCGCGGCAGGCGGCGGCGGCCGACCCGCCCGGCCUGCAGGCGGCGGUGGCGGCCAACCGGGACAUUGCGGCCAGGUACCUGGGCGCUCUGCCCCGACUGGUGUACUCACAGGCGGCGCUGCUGGUGUACCACUCGCUGUGGGGCGCCGACGCGAUGCGGCACUGUGUUUCUGACCUGGAAGCGCACCUGCAAGACCUGGGCAGGCCGCUGGAUCGGAUGGGCGCGGGAGGAGGUGGUGGAUGGGGCGGUGGAGGGGAAGAUGGAGGCAGCGUUGAGGGUGACGAGGAGGACUGAGGCGGGUGGGCGAGGUCAGAGUGAGUUGUAGGAAUGUGUAGCGGCUGAAAUGGGGAUGGGGGCGCUGGGAAUGGGAGGCUGUGGGGGCCGCAGAGGCGGAUUGCUCACCGAGUUCCGGGGGUCCAGAGGGGUACAGCGCGUGCGGCUCGUGUAGGGGCGUGCGAGGCUGCCCCAACGCGGUGGCGGAACUUUGCAUAUGACAAGAUAUGUGGUUGCCAGAGUGUGCUGCGCCGACGCCACGUCUCUAGUCUGAGGCCGCAAGCGUCUACCUCAUCUCUCGG
Messenger RNA from Chlamydomonas reinhardtii, 2881 nucleotides. RefSeq lists its product as uncharacterized. The transcript has 13 exons. NCBI's taxonomy places the organism in Eukaryota, Viridiplantae, Chlorophyta, Chlorophyceae, Chlamydomonadales, Chlamydomonadaceae. The coding region runs from base 99 to 2600 and encodes 833 amino acids. The record is from RefSeq and is a predicted model, not a curated record.